UUGUACAAUGCUUAGAUUGUAAUUCACAAUCUAGGAAAAAGAAUUAUAAUUAAAUUCACCAUGGGAUUGCAUAUGCAUUUGCUGCGAGCCCACUUUUUUCUAGUAAUACUGCUUAUUUUUGCCACAAAAUCGGUUUCUAUACAAACAAAUUUCCCAAUAGCAAAGCCCAACUGCACGGAUCGUUGUGGAGAUGUAAGCAUUCCCUUCCCUUUUGGAACAAGGGAAGGAUGUUACCUUAGUAAAACAUUCUUAGUCACUUGUAAUCACACCCACUAUGAUCCUCCUAAACCAUUCUUGAGACACUCAAACAUAGAAAUCACAAACAUAUCCCUGGACGGUCAAUUGACUGUGUUGCAGUUCAUAGCGAAAGAAUGUUAUAAUAGGAAUGGCACCGAAGCACUCUCUAUCGACCCCUAUAUACGGUUCAAAGAAUUCACAGUCAAUAAUACCGCAAAUAAGUUCACUGUUGUAGGUUGCGAUACUUAUGCUUUCGUAUCUGGGAGCCGGAAUAACAAGAGUGAUUACGAGACAGGGUGCACUUCCCAGUGUGCCAGCAAGGAUGAUCUGGAGGACGGGUCAUGUUCCGGUGUAGGCUGUUGCCAUUCGUCUAUCCCAAAAGGGGUAUGGAAAGUUAAGUUGACAUUGAAAAGCUAUUCUAAUUUCACAGAGAGCUAUGAUAAUGACACCACUACCGUCUGGGACGUCGAUAAUUGCAGCUACGCAUUUCUUGCUGAGGAAAGUGCAUUCACUUUUUCUCCAAAUAGUCUUUCAAUUCUGAGGAAUGUAGAGGAGCUUCCCAUGGUGGUUGACUGGGCAAUUGACAGAGGAACAUGUGAGGAGUCUCAAAAGAACACGUCGAGCUAUGCCUGUAAAAGCACGAAUUCCAGUUGUAAAGGAACCGAUAAUGGGUAUCGUUGUUAUUGUUCAGAGGGUUAUGAAGGGAAUCCAUACCUCAUUGAUGGUUGUAAAGGUAUUAAACAAGCACCAACUUUUCCAACCGCUCGUAAAUGGUGCCACCAAACCAUAUUGUUGUGCCAAAGGAGUAUUGCUUUUGGGAUUUCUCUGGGAAUUACGGUUUUUAUACUUGUUGUCUGCUGGUUGUACUCAAUGCUUAAUAGAAGAAAGUUGAACACAAUGAAGCAAAAAUUCUUUCUUCAAAAUGGUGGCUUAUUGUUGCAAGAAAAACUCACCCAAAGACAGCAGUCACCAGUUAUGGCAAAGAUAUUUACUUCAGCCGAACUCAAGAAGGCAACGGACAACUUCCACGAUAGUAGAAUUGUUGGUCAGGGAGGCUAUGGCACUGUAUACAAAGGCUUGUUAACAGAUAAUCGACUAGUUGCCAUCAAGAAGUCCAAAGAAGUUGAUCCACAUCAAGUUGAGCAAUUUAUCAAUGAGGUGAUCGUUCUUUCCCAGAUCAACCACAGAAAUGUUGUCAAGCUCCUUGGUUGUUGUUUAGAAACACAAGUUCCUCUGCUGGUCUAUGAAUAUAUAGAAAAUGGAACCCUAUUUGAACACAUACACAGUAAAACAAAGGCGCGUUCUCUUUCUUGGGACAUGCGAUUAAGAGUUGCUGCAGAAGCUGCUGGAGUGCUUGCGUAUUUGCACUCUGCAGCUUCCCCUCCAAUCAUACACAGAGACAUCAAAUCAACAAAUAUUCUUUUAGACAUUAGUUUCACUGCAAAAGUGUCUGAUUUUGGAGCAUCAAGAUUGGUUCCACUGGAUCAAACUCAAUUAUCGACAAUAGUGCAAGGAACCUUAGGAUACUUAGACCCUGAAUACAUUCAAACGAACCAAUUGACUCAGAAAAGUGAUGUUUAUAGUUUUGGAGUAGUCCUCGUUGAGCUACUAACAGGAAAAAAGGCAUUAAGCUACGACAGACCAGUAGAGGAGAGAAGUUUAGCCAACUAUUUCCUUUUAGCACUAGAGCGAAGCUGCUUAUUCCAAGUUCUUGAUGACAAUAUUAUAUGCGGAGGAAACAGUGACGAGUUAACAUCGGUUGCUAUGCUUGCAAAAAUAUGCUUACAUGUUAAAGGGGAGGAUAGACCUAGUAUGAAGGAAGUAGCUAAGGAACUUGAAGGUCUGAGAUUAGCAGGAAAACACUCGUGGAACCAAACAGAACCCAAUGAAGCAGAGUCAGAAUCCCUGCUUUCUGGGAAAAUGAACGCCUUUGCAAUUGCAAAUGGUGAUGGUAGUAGUAGCACAGCUAUUGGAUAUGAUAACAGCAGGGAUCAUAUUAUUUUACCUAUGGGUGGUGGGAGAUGAUCUGUAGCAUUAGAAUCAGUAUGAGUAAGGUUAUAUAGAACUGGCAAGGUUAGCAUUACUGUUGUUGAGUUAUUUUAUGAAUUCAUCUUUUGUUAGGUUCUUAAUCUAUAAAAUAAGGAUGUGGAUUGAGGUUAUACUGAACUUGUAAGAUUAGCAAUAUUAUUGUUGAAUUGGUAUAUGACUUCUUAUA
Olea europaea var. sylvestris is the source of this 2452-nucleotide messenger RNA. Its product is annotated as putative wall-associated receptor kinase-like 16. Lineage: Eukaryota; Viridiplantae; Streptophyta; Magnoliopsida; Lamiales; Oleaceae. Gene Ontology annotation, biological process: cell surface receptor signaling pathway; protein phosphorylation. The record is from RefSeq and is a predicted model, not a curated record. The coding region runs from base 61 to 2262 and encodes 733 amino acids. Gene Ontology annotation, molecular function: ATP binding; polysaccharide binding; protein serine/threonine kinase activity. Gene Ontology annotation, cellular component: plasma membrane. The transcript has 3 exons.